AUGUUUCUAUUGACCACAGGGCCCAGCACACCGACCACAGAGUCCAGAACAUCAACCACAGAGUCCAGAACAUCAACCACAGACUCCAGCACUCCGACCACAGAAUCCAGCCCAGUGACCACAGAAUCCAGCACUCUGACCACAGAAUCCAGCUCAGUGACCACAGAAUCCAGCUCAGUGACCACAGGGUCCAGCACACCAAACACACAAUCCAGCACACCAAUCACUCAAUCUAGCACAUCAACUGCACAGUACAGCAUAACAACUGCAGAAUCCAGCACAAUGACCACCACAGAGUCCAGCGCACCAACCACUGAUUUGAGCUCACCAACCAGAGAGUCCAGCACACUGACCACAGGCUCCAGCACAUCGACCGCUCUGUCCAGCACAUACACAACAGUAAUCAGUAUGCCAACCACAGAGUCCAGCACACCAACCACAAACUCCAACACACAGACAAAAGAGUCCAACACACUGACUGCAGCAUCCAGCUCACUGAUCACACGGUCCAGCUCACCGAUUACAGAAUCCAGCACAUCAAAUGCACUGUUUAGCACACCGACUGCAGGGUCCAGCACACCAACCACAGACUCCAGCACUCCGAAUACAGUGUCUAGCUCAUCGACCACAGAAUCCAGCUCACCAACAACACAGACCAGCACACUGACCACACAGUCCAGCUCUCUGACCCCACAGUCCAGCACAUCUACUUCAGUGUCCAGCACACUCACCACAGAGUCCAGCCCUAUGACCGCACAGUCCAGCACAUCGAAUACAGUGAUCAGUGUCCAAACCACAGAGUCCAGCACACCACACCCAGGAUCCAGCACACCAACUACAGAAUCCAGCUCACCACACCCAGGGUCCAGCACACCGACUACAGAAUCCAGCACACCGCACCCAGGGUCCAGCACACCAACUACAGAAUCCAGCUCACCGCACCCAGGGUCCAGCACACCAACUACAGAAUCCAGCUCUAUGACCACACAGUGCAGCACACCCACCACACAGACUAUACAGUCCAGCACAACGACCACAGAGUCCAGCACAUCAACCACAGAGUCCAGCAUACCGACCAUAGGGUCCAACACAAUGACCACAGAGUUCAGAACACCGCACCCAGGGUCCAGCACACCGACUACAGAAUCCAGUACGUCAACCACAGGGUCCAGCAUAACGACCAUAGGGUCCAGCUCAUCGACCACAGAAUCCAGCUCACCAACAACAAAGACCAGCACACUGACCACAGGGUCCAGCAUACCGACCAUAGAUUUCAACACAUCGACAACGGAGUCCAGCACACCGCACCCAGGGUCCAGCACAGCAACUGCAGAAUCCAGCACAUCAAAUGUGCUGUCCAGCACAUCGACUGCAGGGUCCAGCACACUGACCAGAGAGUCUAGCACACCAACUACAGAGUCCAGCUCUCCGACCGCACAGUCCAGCACAUCAAAUAUAGUGAUCAGUGUGCAAACCACAGUGUCCAGCACACUGACCACAGGCUCCAGCACACCACACCCAGGGUCCAGCACACCAACUACAGAAUCCAGUACAUCAUCCACAGAAUCCAGUACAUCAACCACAGGGUCCAGUACAUCAACCACAGAGUAUAGCGCACUGCACCCAGAGUCCAGCACACGGACCAUAGGGGCCAACACAUCGACAACAGAGUCCAGCACACUGCACCCAGGGUCCAGCACACCGACUGCAGAAUCCAGUACAUCAAAUGUGCUGUCCAGCACAUUGACUGCAGGGUCCAGCACACUGACCAGAGAGUCCAGCACACCAACUACAGAGUCCAGCUCAUCAACCACAGAGUAUAGCACACUGCACCCAGAAUCCAGCACAUCGACUGCAGGGUCCAGCACACUCACCACAGAGUCCAGCUCAUCGACCACAGGGUCCAGCUCAUCGACCACAGAAUCCAGCUCACCAACAACAAAGUCCAGCACAGCGACCGCAGGCUCCAGCACACCACACACAGGGUCCAGCACACCGACCACCGAUUUGAGUGUACUGACCAGAGAGACCAGUGCACUGAAAACACAGUCCAGCACAGAGACCAUACAAUCCAGCACACCGACCGACCACACAGAAUGCAGCACUGUGACCACUGAGCACGGCACGUCAACCGCGAAGACCAGCUCACCAUCCACAGAGUCCAGCUCUCCGACCCCACAGUCCAGCACAUCGAAUACAGUGAUCAGUGUGCCACCCACAGAGUCCAGCACACUGACCACAGGCUCCAGCACACCACACCCAGGGUCCAGCACACCGACUACAGAAUCCAGUACAUCAACCACAGAGUCCAGCUCUACGACCACACAGUCCAGCACACCUACCACACAGACUAUACAGUCCAGUACAUCGACCACAAAGUCCAGCACAAUGACCACAGAGUCCAGUUCACCGACAACAGAGACCAGCACACUGACCACAGAGUCCAACACACCAACCACAGAGACCAGCACACUGACCACAGAGUCCAGUACACCGCACCCAGGGUCCAGCACACCGACUACAGAGUCCAGCUCUACGACCGCACAGUCCAGCACAUCCAAUACAGUGAUCAGUGUGCAAACCACAGAGUCCAGCACACCGCACCCAGGGUCCAGCACACCAACUACAGAAUCCAGUACAUCAUCACCAGGGUCCAGUACAUCAACCACAGAGUAUAGAACACUGCACCCAGAGUCCAGCACACGGACCACAGGGGCCAACACAUCGACCACAGAGUCCAGCACCCUGACCACAGGAUCCAGCAUACCGACCAUAGGGUCCAACACAUCGACAACAGAGUCCAGUACAUCAAAUGUGCUGUCCAGCACAUCGACUGCAGGGUCCAGCACAUUGACCAGAGAGUCUAGCACACCAACUACAGAGUCCAGCUCUCCGACCGCACAGUCCAGCACAUCAAAUACAGUGAUCAGUGUGCAAACCACAGUGUCCAGCACACUGACCACAGGCUCCAGCACACCACACCCAGGGUCCAGCACACCAACUACAGAAUCCAGUACAUCAACCACAGGGUCCAGUACAUCAACCACAGAGUAUAGCACACUGCACCCAGAGUCCAGCACACCGACCACAGGGGCCAACACAUCGACCACAGAGUCCAGCACCUUGACCACAGGGUCCAGCACACCGACCACACAGACCAGUACACCAACCACAGAGUCCAGCACACCACACCCAGGGUCCAGCACACCAACUACAGAAUCCAGUACAUCAUCACCAGGGUCCAGUACAUCAACCACAGAGUAUAGAACACUGCACCCAGAGUCCAGCACACGGACCACAGGGGCCAACACAUCGACCACAGAGUCCAGCACCCUGACCACAGGAUCCAGCAUACCGACCAUAGGGUCCAACACAUCGACAACAGAGUCCAGUACAUCAAAUGUGCUGUCCAGCACAUCGACUGCAGGGUCCAGCACAUUGACCAGAGAGUCUAGCACACCAACUACAGAGUCCAGCUCUCCGACCGCACAGUCCAGCACAUCAAAUAUAGUGAUCAGUGUGCAAACCACAGUGUCCAGCACACUGACCACAGGCUCCAGCACACCACACCCAGGGUCCAGCACACCAACUACAGAAUCCAGUACAUCAUCCACAGAAUCCAGUACAUCAACCACAGGGUCCAGUACAUCAACCACAGAGUAUAGCACACUGCACCCAGAGUCCAGCACACGGACCAUAGGGGCCAACACAUCGACAACAGAGUCCAGCACACUGCACCCAGGGUCCAGCACACCGACUGCAGAAUCCAGUACAUCAAAUGUGCUGUCCAGCACAUUGACUGCAGGGUCCAGCACACUGACCAGAGAGUCCAGCACACCAACUACAGAGUCCAGCUCAUCAACCACAGAGUAUAGCACACUGCACCCAGAAUCCAGCACAUCGACUGCAGGGUCCAGCACACUCACCACAGAGUCCAGCUCAUCGACCACAGGGUCCAGCACACCUACCACACAGACUAUACAGUCCAGUACAUCGACCACAAAGUCCAGCACAAUGACCACAGAGUCCAGUUCACCGACAACAGAGACCAGCACACUGACCACAGAGUCCAACACACCAACCACAGAGACCAGCACACUGACCACAGAGUCCAGUACACCGCACCCAGGGUCCAGCACACCGACUACAGAAUCCAGCACAUCAAGUGUGCUGUCCAGCACACCGACUACAGAGUCCAGCUCUACGACCGCACAGUCCAGCACAUCCAAUACAGUGAUCAGUGUGCAAACCACAGAGUCCAGCACACCGCACCCAGGGUCCAGCACACCAACUACAGAAUCCAGUACAUCAUCACCAGGGUCCAGUACAUCAACCACAGAGUAUAGAACACUGCACCCAGAGUCCAGCACACGGACCACAGGGGCCAACACAUCGACCACAGAGUCCAGCACCCUGACCACAGGAUCCAGCAUACCGACCAUAGGGUCCAACACAUCGACAACAGAGUCCAGUACAUCAAAUGUGCUGUCCAGCACAUCGACUGCAGGGUCCAGCACAUUGACCAGAGAGUCUAGCACACCAACUACAGAGUCCAGCUCUCCGACCGCACAGUCCAGCACAUCAAAUACAGUGAUCAGUGUGCAAACCACAGUGUCCAGCACACUGACCACAGGCUCCAGCACACCACACCCAGGGUCCAGCACACCAACUACAGAAUCCAGUACAUCAACCACAGGGUCCAGUACAUCAACCACAGAGUAUAGCACACUGCACCCAGAGUCCAGCACACCGACCACAGGGGCCAACACAUCGACCACAGAGUCCAGCACCUUGACCACAGGGUCCAGCACACCGACCACACAGACCAGUACACCAACCACAGAGUCCAGCACACCACACCCAGGGUCCAGCACACCAACUACAGAAUCCAGUACAUCAUCACCAGGGUCCAGUACAUCAACCACAGAGUAUAGAACACUGCACCCAGAGUCCAGCACACGGACCACAGGGGCCAACACAUCGACCACAGAGUCCAGCACCCUGACCACAGGAUCCAGCAUACCGACCAUAGGGUCCAACACAUCGACAACAGAGUCCAGUACAUCAAAUGUGCUGUCCAGCACAUCGACUGCAGGGUCCAGCACAUUGACCAGAGAGUCUAGCACACCAACUACAGAGUCCAGCUCUCCGACCGCACAGUCCAGCACAUCAAAUAUAGUGAUCAGUGUGCAAACCACAGUGUCCAGCACACUGACCACAGGCUCCAGCACACCACACCCAGGGUCCAGCACACCAACUACAGAAUCCAGUACAUCAUCCACAGAAUCCAGUACAUCAACCACAGGGUCCAGUACAUCAACCACAGAGUAUAGCACACUGCACCCAGAGUCCAGCACACGGACCAUAGGGGCCAACACAUCGACAACAGAGUCCAGCACACUGCACCCAGGGUCCAGCACACCGACUGCAGAAUCCAGUACAUCAAAUGUGCUGUCCAGCACAUUGACUGCAGGGUCCAGCACACUGACCAGAGAGUCCAGCACACCAACUACAGAGUCCAGCUCAUCAACCACAGAGUAUAGCACACUGCACCCAGAAUCCAGCACAUCGACUGCAGGGUCCAGCACACUCACCACAGAGUCCAGCUCAUCGACCACAGGGUCCAGCACACCUACCACACAGACUAUACAGUCCAGUACAUCGACCACAAAGUCCAGCACAAUGACCACAGAGUCCAGUUCACCGACAACAGAGACCAGCACACUGACCACAGAGUCCAACACACCAACCACAGAGACCAGCACACUGACCACAGAGUCCAGUACACCGCACCCAGGGUCCAGCACACCGACUACAGAAUCCAGCACAUCAAGUGUGCUGUCCAGCACACCGACUACAGAGUCCAGCUCUACGACCGCACAGUCCAGCACAUCCAAUACAGUGAUCAGUGUGCAAACCACAGAGUCCAGCACACCGCACCCAGGGUCCAGCACACCAACUACAGAAUCCAGUACAUCAUCACCAGGGUCCAGUACAUCAACCACAGAGUAUAGAACACUGCACCCAGAGUCCAGCACACGGACCACAGGGGCCAACACAUCGACCACAGAGUCCAGCACCCUGACCACAGGAUCCAGCAUACCGACCAUAGGGUCCAACACAUCGACAACAGAGUCCAGUACAUCAAAUGUGCUGUCCAGCACAUCGACUGCAGGGUCCAGCACAUUGACCAGAGAGUCUAGCACACCAACUACAGAGUCCAGCUCUCCGACCGCACAGUCCAGCACAUCAAAUACAGUGAUCAGUGUGCAAACCACAGUGUCCAGCACACUGACCACAGGCUCCAGCACACCACACCCAGGGUCCAGCACACCAACUACAGAAUCCAGUACAUCAACCACAGGGUCCAGUACAUCAACCACAGAGUAUAGCACACUGCACCCAGAGUCCAGCACACCGACCACAGGGGCCAACACAUCGACCACAGAGUCCAGCACCUUGACCACAGGGUCCAGCACACCGACCACACAGACCAGUACACCAACCACAGAGUCCAGCACACCGACCAUAGGGUCCAACACAUCGACAACAGAGUCCAGUACAUCAAAUGUGCUGUCCAGCACAUCGACUGCAGGGUCCAGCACACUGACCAGAGAGUCCAGCACACCAACUACAGAGUCCAGCUCAUUGACUACAGAGUAUAGCACACUGCACCCAGAGACCAGCACACUGACCACAGGCUCCAGCACACCAACCACAGAGUCCAGCACACCAACCACAGAGUCCAGCAUACCGACCAUAGGGUCCAACACAUCAACAACAGAGUCCAGCACACCAACCACAGAGUCCAGUACACCGACCAUAGGGUCCAACACAAUGACCACAGAGUCCAGUACACCGACUACAGAAUCCAGCACAUCAAAUGUGCUGUCCAGCACAUCGACUGCAGGGUCCAGCACACUGACCAGAGAGUCCAGCACACCAACUACAGAGUCCAGCUCAUUGACUACAGAGUAUAGCACACUGCACCCAGAGUCCAGCACACCGACCAUAGGGGCCAACACAUCGACAACAGAGUCCAGCACACUGACCACAGGCUCCAGUACACCGCACCCAGGGUCCAGCACACCGACUACAGAAUCCAGCACACCAAAUGUGCUGUCCAGCACAUCAACUGCAGGGUCCAGCACAUGGACCAGAGAGUCUAGCACACCAACUACAGAGUCCAUCUCUACGACCGCACAGUCCAGCACAUCAAAUACAGUGAUCAGUGUGCAAACCACAGUGUCCAGCACACUGACCACAGAGUCCAGCACACCGCACCCAGGUUCCAGCACACCGACCACCGAUUUGAGUGUACUGACCAGAGAGACCAGUGCACUGAAAACACAGUCCAGCACAGAGACCAUACAAUCCAGCACACCGACCGACCACACAGAAUCCAGCACUGUGACCACUGAGCACGGCACGUCGACCGCGAAGACCAGCUCACCAUCCACAGAGUCCAGCUCAGCAACCAUAGUGUCCAACGCACCGGUCACAGAGUCCAUCUCUCCGACCGCUCUGUACAGCACAUACACUGCCGUAAUCAGUAUGCGAAGCACAGAGUCCAGCACGGCCACAGCGCAGUCCAGCACAGGCACCACACAGACUAUACAGUCCAGUACAUCGAUCACAGAGUCCAGCUCACCAACAACAGAGACCAGCACACUGACCACAGAGUCCAGCUCUCUGACUGCUCUGUCCAGCACAUACACGACAGUAAUCAGUAUGCCAACCACAGAGUCCAGCACACUGACCACAGUGUCCAGCUCAUCGAACACAGGCUCCAGCACACUGCACCCAGGGUCCAGCACACUGAGUACAGAAUCCAGUACAUCAACCACAGGGUCCAGCACAUCAACCACAGAGUAUAGCACACUGCACCCAGAGUCCAGCACACCGACCACAGGGGCCAACACAUCGACCACAGAGACCAGCACACUGACCACAGGCUCCAGCACACCGACCACAGAGUCCAGCACACCAACCACAGGGUCCAGCACACCAACUACAGGGUCCAGCACACCAACCACAGAGUCCAGCACACCAACCACAGGGUCCAGCACACCGACCACAGAGUCCAGCACACCAACCACAGGGUCCAGCAUACCGACCAUAGGGUCCAACACAUCGACAACAGAGUCCAGCACACCGCACCCAGGGUCCAGCACACCGACUACAGAAUCCAGUACAUCAACCACAGAGUCCAGCUCUACGGCCACACAGUCCAGCACACCUACCACACAGACUAUACAGUCCAGUACAUCGACCACAAAGUCCAGCACAACGACCACAGAGUUCAGUUCACCGACAACAGAGACCAGCACACAGACCACAGAGUCCAGCACAUCAACCACAGUGUCCAGCAUACCGACCAUAGGGUCCAACACAAUGACCACAGAGUCCAGUAUACCGCACCCAGGGUCCAGCACACCGACUACAGAGUCCAGCUCUACGACCGCACAGUCCAGCACAUCAAAUACAGUGAUCAGUGUGCAAAACACAGUGUCCAGCACACUGACCACAGGCUCCAGCACACCAACUACAGAAUCCAGUACGUCAACCACAGAGUCCAGCUCUCUGACCCCACAGUCCAGCACAUCUACUUCAGUGUCCAGCACACUCACCACAGAGUCCAGCACAUCAACUACAGAGUCCAGCUCUCCGACCGCACAGUCCAGCACAUCCAAUACAGUGAUCAGUGUGCAAACCACAGAGUCCAGCACAGCACACCCAGGAUCCAGCACACCAACUACAGAAUCCAGUACAUCAACCACAGGGUCCAGUACAUCAACCACAGAGUGUAGAACACUGCACCCAGAGUCCAGCACACGGACUACAGGGGCCAACACAUUGACAACAGAGACCAGCACCCUGACAACAGGGUCCAGCAUACCGACCACAGAGUCCAGCACCCUGACCACAGGGUCCAGCAUACCGACCAUAGGGUACAACACAUCGACAACAGAGUCCAGUACAUCAAAUGUGCUGUCCAGCACAUCGACUGCAGGGUCCAGCACAUUGACCAGAGAGUCCAGCACACCAACUACAGAGUCCAGCUCAUCAACCACAGAGUAUAGCACACUGCACCCAGAAUCCAGCACACCGACCAUAGGGUUCAACACAUCGACAACAGAGUCCAGCACCCUGACCACAGGGUCCAGCACCCUGACCACAGGGUCCAGCACCCUGACCACAGGGUCCAGCACACUGACCACAGGGUCCAGCACCCUGACCACAGGGUCCAGCACCCUGACCAUAGGGUCCAACACAAUGACCACAGAGUCCAGUUCACCGACUGCAGAAUCCAGUACAUCAAAUGUGCUGUCCAGCACAUCGACUGCAGGGUCCAGCACACUGACCAGAGAGUCCAGCACACCAACUACAGAGUCCAGCUCAUCAACCACAGAGUAUAGCACACUGCACCCAGAGUCCAGCACACCGACCAUAGGGGCCAACACACCAACCACAGAGACCAGCACACUGACCACAGGGUCCAGCACCCUGACCAUAGGGUCCAACACAAUGACCACAGAGUCCAGUUCACCGACUGCAGAAUCCAGUACAUCAAAUGUGCUGUCCAGCACAUCGACUGCAGGGUCCAGCACACUGACCAGAGAGUCUAGCACACCAACUACAGAGUCCAGCUCUACGACCGCACAGUCCAGCACAUCAAAUACAGUGAUCAGUGUGCAAACCACAGUGUCCAGCACACUGACCACAGAGUCCAGCACACCGCACCCAGGGUCCAGCACACCGACCACCGAUUUGAGUGUACUGACCAGAGAGACCAGUGCACUGAAAACACAAUCCAGCACACCGACCGACAACACAGAAUCCAGCACUGUGACCACUGAGCACGGCACGUCGACCGCGAAGACCAGCUCACCAUCCACAGAGUCCAGCUCAGCAACCAUAGUGUCCAACGCACCGGUCACAGAGUCCAUCUCUCCAACCGCUCUGUACAGCACAUACACUGCCGUAAUCAGUAUGCGAAGCACAGAGUCCAGCACGGCCACAGCGCAGUCCAGCACAGGCACCACACAGACUAUACAGUCCAGUACAUCGAUCACAGAGUCCAGCUCACCAACAACAGAGACCAGCACACUGACCACAGAGUCCAGCUCUCUGACUGCUCUGUCCAGCACAUACACGACAGUAAUCAGUAUGCCAACCACAGAGUCCAGCACACUGACCACAGUGUCCAGCUCAUCGAACACAGGCUCCAGCACACUGCACCCAGGGUCCAGCACACCGACUACAGAAUCCAGCUCAUCAAGUGUGCUGUCCAGCACACCGACUACAGAGACCAGCUCUACGACCGCACAGUCCAGCACAUCAAAUACAGUGAUCAGUGUGCAAACCACAGUGUCCAGCACACUGACCACAGGCUCCAGCACACCGACUACAGAAUCCAGUACGUCAACCAUAGGGUCCAGCUCAUCGACCACAGAAUCCAGCUCACCAACAACACAGACCAGCACACUGACCACACAGUCCAGCUCUCUGACCCCACAGUCCAGCACAUCUACUUCAGUGUCCAGCACACUCAGCACAGAGUCCAGCACACCGACUACAGAGUCCAGCUCUCCGACCGCACAGUCCAGCACAUCCAAUACAGUGAUCAGUGUGCAAACCACAGUGUCCAGCACACUGACCACAGAGUCCAGCACACCGCACCCAGGGUCCAGCACACCGACUACAGAAUCCAGUACAUCAUCCACAGAAUCCAGUACAUCAACCAUAGAGUAUAGCACACUGCACCCAGAGUCCAGCACACGGACCAUAGGGGCCAACACAUCGACCACAGAGUCCAGCACACUGCACCCAGGGUCCAGCACACCGACUGCAGAAUCCAGUACAUCAAAUGUGCUGUCCAGCACAUCGACUGCAGGGUCCAGCACACUGACCAGAGAGUCCAGCACACCAACUACAGAGUCCAGCUCAUCGACUACAGAGUAUAGCACACUGCACCCAGAAUCCAGCACACUGACCAUAGGGGCCAACACACCAACCACAGAGACCAGCACACUGACCACAGGCUCCAGCACACUGCACCCAGGGUCCAGCACACCGACUACAGAAUCCAGCACACCAAAUGUGCUGUCCAGCACAUCAACUGCAGGGUCCAGCACAUUGACCAGAGAGUCUAGCACACCAACUACAGAGUCCAGCUCUACGACCGCACAGUCCAGCACAUCAAAUACAGUGAUCAGUGUGCAAACCACAGUGUCCAGCACACUGACCACAGAGUCCAGCACACCGCACCCAGGGUCCAGCACACCGACUACAGAAUCCAGUACAUCAUCCACAGAAUCCAGUACAUCAACCAUAGAGUAUAGCACACUGCACCCAGAGUCCAGCACACGGACCAUAGGGGCCAACACAUCGACCACAGAGUCCAGCACACUGCACCCAGGGUCCAGCACACCGACUGCAGAAUCCAGUACAUCAAAUGUGCUGUCCAGCACAUCGACUGCAGGGUCCAGCACACUGACCAGAGAGUCCAGCACACCAACUACAGAGUCCAGCUCAUCGACUACAGAGUAUAGCACACUGCACCCAGAAUCCAGCACACUGACCAUAGGGGCCAACACACCAACCACAGAGACCAGCACACUGACCACAGGCUCCAGCACACUGCACCCAGGGUCCAGCACACCGACUACAGAAUCCAGCACACCAAAUGUGCUGUCCAGCACAUCAACUGCAGGGUCCAGCACAUUGACCAGAGAGUCUAGCACACCAACUACAGAGUCCAGCUCUACGACCGCACAGUCCAGCACAUCAAAUACAGUGAUCAGUGUGCAAACCACAGUGUCCAGCACACUGACCACAGAGUCCAGCACACCGCACCCAGGGUCCAGCACACCGACCACCGAUUUGAGUGUACUGACCAGAGAGACCAGUGCACUGAAAACACAGUCCAGCACAGAGACCAUACAAUCCAGCACACCGACCGACCACACAGAAUGCAGCACUGUGACCAGUGAGCAUGGCACGUCGACCGCGAAGACCAGCUCACCAUCCACAGAGUCCAGCUCAGCAACCAUAGUGUCCAACGCACCGGUCACAGAGUCCAUCUCUCCGACCGCUCUGUACAGCACAUACACUGCCGUAAUCAGUAUGCGAAGCACAGAGUCCAGCACAGCCACAGCGCAGUCCAGCACAGGCACCACACAGACUAUACAGUCCAGUACAUCGAUCACAGAGUCCAGCUCACCAACAACAGAGACCAGCACACUGACCACAGAGUCCAGCUCUCUGACUGCUCUGUCCAGCACAUACACGACAGUAAUCAGUAUGCCAACCACAGAGUCCAGCACACUGACCACAGUGUCCAGCUCAUCGAACACAGGCUCCAGCACACUGCACCCAGGGUCCAGCACACUGAGUACAGAAUCCAGUACAUCAACCACAGGGUCCAGCACAUCAACCACAGAGUAUAGCACACUGCACCCAGAGUCCAGCACACCGACCACAGGGGCCAACACAUCGACCACAGAGACCAGCACACUGACCACAGGCUCCAGCACACCGACCACAGAGUCCAGCACACCGACCACAGAGUCCAGCACACCAACCACAGGGUCCAGCACACCAACCACAGAGUCCAGCACACCAACCACAGGGUCCAGCACAACGACCACAGAGUUCAGUUCACCGACAACAGAGACCAGCACACAGACCACAGAGUCCAGCACAUCAACCACAGUGUCCAGCAUACCGACCAUAGGGUCCAACACAAUGACCACAGAGUCCAGUAUACCGCACCCAGGGUCCAGCACACCGACUACAGAGUCCAGCUCUACGACCGCACAGUCCAGCACAUCAAAUACAGUGAUCAGUGUGCAAAACACAGUGUCCAGCACACUGACCACAGGCUCCAGCACACCAACUACAGAAUCCAGUACGUCAACCACAGAGUCCAGCUCUCUGACCCCACAGUCCAGCACAUCUACUUCAGUGUCCAGCACACUCACCACAGAGUCCAGCACAUCAACUACAGAGUCCAGCUCUCCGACCGCACAGUCCAGCACAUCCAAUACAGUGAUCAGUGUGCAAACCACAGAGUCCAGCACAGCACACCCAGGAUCCAGCACACCAACUACAGAAUCCAGUACAUCAACCACAGGGUCCAGUACAUCAACCACAGAGUGUAGAACACUGCACCCAGAGUCCAGCACACGGACUACAGGGGCCAACACAUUGACAACAGAGACCAGCACCCUGACAACAGGGUCCAGCAUACCGACCACAGAGUCCAGCACCCUGACCACAGGGUCCAGCAUACCGACCACAGAGUCCAGCACCCUGACCACAGGGUCCAGCAUACCGACCAUAGGGUACAACACAUCGACAACAGAGUCCAGUACAUCAAAUGUGCUGUCCAGCACAUCGACUACAGAGUCCAGCUCUCCGACCGCACAGUCCAGCACAUCCAAUACAGUGAUCAGUGUGCAAACCACAGAGUCCAGCACAGCACACCCAGGAUCCAGCACACCAACUACAGAAUCCAGUACAUCAACCACAGGGUCCAGUACAUCAACCACAGAGUGUAGAACACUGCACCCAGAGUCCAGCACACGGACUACAGGGGCCAACACAUUGACAACAGAGACCAGCACCCUGACAACAGGGUCCAGCAUACCGACCACAGAGUCCAGCACCCUGACCACAGGGUCCAGCAUACCGACCAUAGGGUACAACACAUCGACAACAGAGUCCAGUACAUCAAAUGUGCUGUCCAGCACAUCGACUGCAGGGUCCAGCACAUUGACCAGAGAGUCCAGCACACCAACUACAGAGUCCAGCUCAUCAACCACAGAGUAUAGCACACUGCACCCAGAAUCCAGCACACCGACCAUAGGGUUCAACACAUCGACAACAGAGUCCAGCACCCUGACCACAGGGUCCAGCACCCUGACCACAGGGUCCAGCACCCUGACCACAGGGUCCAGCACCCUGACCAUAGGGUCCAACACGAUGACCACAGAGUCCAGUUCACCGACUGCAGAAUCCAGUACAUCAAAUGUGCUGUCCAGCACAUCGACUGCAGGGUCCAGCACACUGACCAGAGAGUCCAGCACACCAACUACAGAGUCCAGCUCAUCAACCACAGAGUAUAGCACACUGCACCCAGAGUCCAGCACACCGACCAUAGGGGCCAACACACCAAAUGUGCUGUCCAGCACACCGACUACAGAGUCCAGCUCUACGACCGCACAGUCCAGCACAUCAAAUACAGUGAUCAGUGUGCAAACCACAGUGUCCAGCACACUGACCACAGGCUCCAGCACACCGACUACAGAAUCCAGUACGUCAACCACAGGGUCCAGCAUACCAACCAUAGGGUCCAGCUCAUCGACCACAGAAUCCAGCUCACCAACAACACAGACCAGCACACUGACCACACAGUCCAGCACAUCUACUUCAGUGUCCAGCACACUCAGCACAGAUUCCAGCACACCGACUACAGAGUCCAGCUCUCCGACCGCACAGUCUAGCACAUCCAAUACAGUGAUCAGUGUGCAAACCACAGUGUCCAGCACACUGACCACAGAGUCCAGCACACCGCACCCAGGGUCCAGCAUACCAACUACAGAAUCCAGUACAUCAUCCACAGAAUCCAGUACAUCAACCACAGAGUAUAGCACACUGCACCCAGAAUCCAGCACAUCGACUGCAGGGUCCAGCACAUCGACAACAGAGACCAGCUCACCGCACCCAGGGUCCAGCACACCGACUACAGAAUCCAGCACAUCAAGUGUGCUGUCCAGCACACCGACUACAGAGUCCAGCUCUACGACCGCACAGUCCAGCACAUCAAAUACAGUGAUCAGUGUGCAAACCACAGUGUCCAGCACACUGACCACAGGCUCCAGCACACUGACUACAGAAUCCAGUACGUCAACCACAGGGUCCAGCAUACCAACCAUAGGGUCCAGCUCAUCGACCACAGAAUCCAGCUCACUGACCAGCACAUCGACUACAGUGACCAGUAAACCGACCAUAGAGUCCAGCACACCAUCCAGCACAUCACCUACACUAACCAGUACACCAACAGGAACUUCAGCAAAGCCACCAGGUAAACCCAGCAGUACAUCAAAUGUGCCAACCACAGUUACUUCAACAAGCCUCACGACAUCCACAAUGACCUCCUCCUCAACAACCGAUAAACAGGUGUUGUCGACAGCCGUUACAACUCCUCGGACCACUGUGCGUCCCACCACAACUAAAAGACCAGAAAAAAAUCCAUGCCAGAAUGGAGGGACCUGGGAUGAAGAUGACGAUGAAUGUGAUUGCCCCGAUCCCUAUGAAGGGACCUAUUGUGAACGUGUAGAUGAUGAAAUUGAAGUUGAUGAAGUUGAAGCCAGUGUUGAUGUCGAACUCAGGAUAACGAAUCAGAAGUUUUCAGCAGAGCUGGAGGACGAGAACUCACCAGAAUACAAAAACUUCUCGAGAGACUUUAAAAAUCAGGUGGACACCAUUUACAGAACGGUUGAAGGAUACAGAGGUGUGAAGAUUAUAAAGAUUAGGUAA
Hypanus sabinus (Atlantic stingray) is the source of this 15546-nucleotide messenger RNA. RefSeq lists its product as uncharacterized. NCBI's taxonomy places the organism in Eukaryota, Metazoa, Chordata, Chondrichthyes, Myliobatiformes, Dasyatidae. The record is from RefSeq and is a predicted model, not a curated record. The transcript is spliced from 4 exons. Bases 1 to 15546 code for a protein of 5181 amino acids.